Messenger RNA from Anneissia japonica, 2113 nucleotides. RefSeq names its product protein jagged-1-like. Lineage: Eukaryota; Metazoa; Echinodermata; Crinoidea; Comatulida; Comatulidae. Gene Ontology annotation, molecular function: calcium ion binding. The record is from RefSeq and is a predicted model, not a curated record. The annotation marks the transcript as partial. The transcript is spliced from 15 exons.
AUAUAAAUGAGUGCGCCAGUGGACCAUGUCAAAACGCAGGAACUUGUCUUGAUGGGGUCAAUGGAUACCUCUGCCAGUGUUCUGCUGGCUGGACUGGACAGAAUUGUGAAGUAGAUAUUGAUGAGUGUGCAAGUGUUCCAUGUCAAAAUGGUGCCACUUGCCUGGAUGCUGUCAAUUCAUACUUCUGUGUCUGUGCUCCUGGCUGGACUGGUGCUUUUUGCACCAUAAAUAUAGAUGAGUGUGCAUCUCUGCCGUGUCAGAAUGGCGGCACCUGUACCGAUGUUGUUAAUGGGUAUAUCUGUACAUGUCUACUAGGUUUCUCAGGAAGUGUCUGUGACAUGAAUGAUAAUAACUGUUCACCAAAUCCAUGUCAGAAGAAUGGGGUGUGUAUAGAUGGCCUCAACACCUUUACUUGCCAGUGUAUUCUUGGUUGGACCGGAACCUUGUGUCAAACAAAUAUUGAUGAGUGUGCUAGCUCACCCUGUCUGAAUGGUGGUGUCUGCGAUGAUCUGGUGAACGGUUACCGGUGUACCUGUGUAAGCGGAUACACGGGUGUUGUCUGCGCUGCCAAUACUGAUGAAUGUGGUAGUUCUCCUUGCCAGAAUGGUGGUUUGUGUGUCGAUGGUGUUAACAUGUACACCUGUACUUGUCCACCUGGAUUCCAAGGAACUCACUGUGAAAUCAAUAUCAAUGAAUGUGCCAGCAGUCCUUGCCAGAAUGGGGGAACCUGUCUGGAUGGCAACAACCAGUAUAUAUGCCUGUGCGUGCCUGGAUGGAGUGGCAACUUCUGUGAAACAAACCUAAAUGGGUGCUUAAGCGAACCUUGUCUAAAUGGUGGGACGUGUACCGAUGGUGUGAAUGGACACGUUUGUGAAUGUGUUAAUGUUUGGACAGACCCUGAUUGUGCAGAUAAAAUGUGUUACAGAGAAGUUUAUGACAACCUCACAUUUCCUGAUGCCAAAGUUGGAGAGACGGUAGAUUCCGAAGACUUGUGUGGUGAGAGUAAAACAAAUUAUCUUAUGUCUCGUGCUACCCGAACAUGUAAAGGCAAAAGUGCAGCUGUGUGGGAAGAUCCUGAAAUAAACGACUGUGGACCUGACGCUACAACUGAACAACUGUUAGAACGUCUAAAUUCGAUGAAUGUUACAAUGGAAAAUGUUGAGGAAGUUAGCAAUAAACUGGAAGAAAUUAUAAGUAAUGCAAAAGAUAUCUCUGUGAAAGCUUUGGAUUCUACUGCUGAAAUAUUGAUGGAUAUUCUCCAAACAGAUGCUAAUUCUACUGAGGUGACACAAUCUAUUGUUAUGGUGGUAAAUAACUUGUUAGGUGUUGACGAGGAUAUUCUAAUGGAAAGUCAAAUGAGGAAUCAGGCUCCUACUAAAAUUACUGAAGUUCUUGAAGGUCAAUUGGGCAUAGUAGAGCUAAAUGAAAAAGGCAUUUAUGAAGAAACGACACCUAAUAUAGCAGUACAGGCUCAGAUGUUUGAUGCAACUCAAAUUAGUGAAGAAAACAUGAUUAACUUAACUUUUAUAUCAGAAUCAAAUAAGAAUGGUGUAGGUGCAGUUAAAGUACUUGCCAAUGGUGUAAAAAUACCUGAUGCUGCCAAUGUGUCAAUUGCUCUGCCAAGCAGUAUAUCUGACGUCAUCAGUGCUAAUAAUAUAACAGAUUUCCGGAUUAUAGUUAUUGUUUACAAUGACAGUAGACUGUUUCAAUCUGCUCAGUUCAUUAAUGAUAUAUCAGGUCGCAGACCAAAUAGUCAAGUUAUUUCUCUGUCAGUUCCUGGGUUAGAUCGUGUUGAACUGGACGAGCCCAUUGUUACCACAUUCAUUCCCAUUGAAAUCUCUGAAGCAAACAGAAAUACAACCUGUGUCUUUUGGGACUUCAUACUGGAUGGGGUUGGAGGAUGGUCAACUGAAGGCUGCACAUUUGUAAAUGGAUCGGAGGAUGGAAGUGAUAGGCAGUAUUGCGAGUGCACUCAUCUAACUAACUUUGCUAUACUUAUGGAUUUCCAUCAAAUGUCAUCUCUUCCCCCUGCAGCAGACAUUGUGACUACUGUUGGCUUAAGCAUAUCAAUUGCAUUUCUUUUUCUGACAUUACUUAUUUUCGUGAGUAAAAG